AUGAAGCUCUCGACAAUCCUUAGCGCCGGGCUCCUGGCUGUCUACGCCUCAGCAACACCCAUCGUCACGACCGGAACAAGCUAUAAUAUCCCCGAUGGCGUGAGCAUCCAAGAAAUGGUGGCACGAGGCGAAGACAACCUAGUACGACGCCAAGCCAAUGACACUGGGGACUCCUCAUUCACCGCGAAUGACUUCCUUGACGCCGGUUGCAAGGAUGUUGUUUUGGUCUACGCCCGAGGCAGCACACAAGACGGUAACAUUGGCGAUCAACCGGGUCCCCAGUUGGCCUCGUCACUUCAGACUUCGCUAGGAGCAGACCGUGUCGCUGUACAAGGCGUCGACUAUCCCGCUGGUUUGGCCCAAAACCUCAUCCCCGGCGGCACCAAUCCCGACGACGCCGCCGAUAUGGCUGACCUCAUCGCCAACAUCUCGUCCACUUGCCCAGACUCGCAAAUUGUGCUCUCGGGCUACAGCCAAGGCGCCGCCAUGGUCCACCGUGCCACCGAGCAGAUUGACGACGAGACUGUCCUAGGCCAGAUUGCCGCCGCCGUCACUUUUGGCGACACGCAAAAGGACCAAGACGACGACCAAGUGCCCAAUGUCGACACGGCCAAGACGCUCAUUCUGUGCAAUGACGGCGAUCUGGUCUGCGACGGUACGCUCAUCGUCACAAAAGCCCAUCUCGAUUACACGGGCAAGGUGCAACAAGCUAGUGAUUUCGUCACUGGCUUGAUACAAUAG
This is a messenger RNA of Pestalotiopsis fici W106-1, 741 nucleotides long. RefSeq lists its product as uncharacterized. Gene Ontology annotation, molecular function: cutinase activity. Gene Ontology annotation, biological process: carbohydrate catabolic process. The record is from RefSeq and is a predicted model, not a curated record. Gene Ontology annotation, cellular component: extracellular region. Lineage: Eukaryota; Fungi; Ascomycota; Sordariomycetes; Amphisphaeriales; Sporocadaceae. The transcript has 2 exons. Bases 1 to 741 code for a protein of 246 amino acids.